CCUCAAGGUGCGUAAUGAAAACAUGUUUUGGUUUACUGCUGCUGAAAAAUAGAACUAAAAUAUGAAUUAAGUUGAACUCCAUCACCAUUUAUAACAAAUUUAUUACAUGGUACAUGAAAAAAACAUUACAAUGGCACUUCCUCCAGAGAAAAUUAAUGAGUUAAAGCAGAUUAUACAUUCACAGGUUUCUCAGAUGGACAUUCAAAACCAAAUCCGGAAUGUAGUAUCCAGCAUGAUCACAACUGAGAAUGGUCAACAUGGCGCUUUGAGUGAAGUUGAUGUGAUGAAUCAACUGAGACAGAGAGGUGUUGUAGAUGAAAUCAUGAGACACAUUCAAGUGGCGGGCUCACAAAAUGAAAAGCCAGCAUCCCAUUUUACUGAUGCAACAGAUCAUUUACACAAUCCUUUGGCGAAAAAAGCCAAUAUAGAUCCAACCAGAAGAUAUAUGUACCUAGUGGUCAAGGGAGGCAAGGCUUUCUUAGAGCAUUUGAAUGAUGCUGAUGUGAUGCCAGGACAGAAAGUGUCAGGCUACUUCACUCUUCAUGUUUACUUUAGGAAUCAAAGAUACAAAUCUCGCCCGGUGCCAUGUGCUGUUGAACCAGAGUUUGAUGAAGGCUUUUUGUUAGAGCUACACAAAGAAUCUUCAGGUGAGGCUGGGAAAAUGGCAGAUAUUCCAUCUAUGUUGUCUAUAAGUGAUCAAGUUCAUUUGGUUUUAAUCAAAACUGAUGCUAUUGGAGAUACAACCCUUUUAUCAUCACAUUUCAUGGAGUGGCGGCCCUUACUCUCUUCUAAGCAAAGCAUAUUAAGGACUAGCAUAGAGAUGAUGGGCACAGGUAACGAGGCUCGCGUGCCUGUUGGAAUAUUUGACAUUCAGCUAGAAUUAUUCCCGAAAUCAAAUCAAAAUAUAGAGGAAAAUGUAGUUCGAGCCCAGAUAGAAAUGGAGAGAAGUCGCCAGGCUGAUAAGGAGCGACUUUUUCUAGUGUAUGCUAAACAGUGGUGGAAGGAAUAUCUUCAGAUCAGAGAGUCCCACCAAGAGAGGCUUGUUAAGAUGUUUGCCAUGGAUGAAAAUGGCAUGAAUCGCCCAGUCUGCAGCUACAUCAGGCCUCUGAGAGCUGGGAGACUUCUGGACACACCAAGAGAAGCCGCCAGAUUUGUCUCUUUAAUGCACCAUGAAAAACUUCAGGCUUUGGGUGGUGGUGGUGGAAGAAUUGAACAGUGGACAAACACUCAUGCCUUUUUGUGCAGAAACAGAGGGGACUGUGAAGACCAUGCUAUCCUGCUAUGUAGCCUUCUUCUCGGCUUUGGACUGGAUGCUUAUAUUUGUGUUGGGACCAAGCAGAAGGGCUCAGUCCAUGCAUGGGUCAUGACCAUCAGUGCUGAAGGAAUCAUUACAUUUUGGGAAAGUCUCAACGGUCACAGAUACAUCCAUGAGCCCAUCAACCCUAACGCCCCUCCAAUGGACAAGUUAUCUCGCCCCAGUUAUCACUAUAAAACUGUUGGUUGUGUCUUCAACCACCAGUCAUUUUUUGCCAACAGCCAGCCUUCAGACUCUGUGGAAGUGUGCCACUUUGACUUGCACAAUGAAAGCCACUGGAAAGCCAUGUCAAGAGAUGCCAUCUUAGCUGUGUGUGGUCCAGGUGCGUGUCCAGCAUGGCCAAUACCACCCCCCAUCAGCCCUUCCUUACUUGAUGCCAGUCUCCUGAGUAAUGACCUGGAACAACAGCUGAGAGUUCUGGUCAUAGAACACAGAAGGGACCAAGGUCUUACCACUAACUGGGAUGACCAGCUGAGCUACAUCCUCUCACCAGCCUUGUCAGCUUAUGAAACAGAGCGAGUCACAGGCAUCACAGCUGGUAAUGAAGAAUUUCAAGAUGCAGUCAGACUUGCAGUCCCAGAUGGACAGACCUUUAAGGGUUAUCCUGUCCAGUUCACACAUCGAAAUGCUCGCAAGGCUUUCACUACUUGUCUCAGAUCUCCUGUGUGUGAUGAAAUAAUCAACUGUCGGGGCGACCAGGUGCGUCUAGCAGUGCGAGUUCGUGUUUAUCCGUACCCUGAAUCAGCAUGUGCCACCUGGAUUAUGUUUGCCUGCAAAUAUAAGUCUGUUGUUUAAUGUUUCCACACGCAGCUUUAUACAAUCUAAAGCUUAUGAUUUGAUAACAAUCAUUAAGCAUUAUAAACUUUGAAGAAAUGAAGACGUUAUUUUGAAUAUGUAUUUUCUUUGUACAGCAUGUUUUGCUGAUAUAACAGUUUGUAGCAGUCAUCUUUUAGUCGCACUGUCAAACUUAGUCUUUAGUUUUUUAGUAAAUCCAAUGUUUCAAUGAUUUUAGUGCACCUGGUGCGUGUGUACCAGAAGGUAAAAUGUUUACCUCAAUAUUAUCUGUUAACAUAUCCGUUCUGACUUAGUUGGCAUGAGGAUGUUGCCAUUAAAUAAAGUAUUGAUUUAGCUUAAGGCUUUUCUGGACUAAUUGUGAUCCUGGUACAUUUUGUUUUAAGGAAAACAUUAGUCUUCACCCAACGUAUUUAGAGAGAAUUAUUUGCAGUGGAUAACUAAAAUAUGAGGUGUUGAUUGGAGUUGAGAACAGUUGCAUUUAAAAAAAGAAAUGUGCAGUUAAGAGAGGGUAAGCUUUUCACAGUCCAGCUAUAUACUGGUAGCUAGUUCAGUACAUAUAGACAUUACAAAGGCAAAAUUUGACAGUUUUGGACAUUAUGGAACAACCAGAAAGUGGAUUACUGAGUCUAAUAGUUGAUUCAAGUGGUGUUUAUGUUACAUAUAUUGUAGAGAAUAAGUGCAGCAAGAUCUCCUCCCCCUCCCCCACUCGUUUGAGACACAAGGAUCAACACAAAUAAGCUAGGCAAUGAGAUGGUAUCCUGAAUAUACAUUAUCUAUAUGCUAGCUUUGUCUUGUGACUUAUUUGCUGUCUAGAAUCAAUAGGAAAUUCAAUAAGAAUAUAACUGCCCCACUUGAGGAUUGUACAUGCUAUGUUUGACAAAAUUCUAAACAAGUCUAUUCCAGCCACUUGUCAUGUCUGUUUGAACAAGCUGUCUUAGUCUUGUCAAGUGAAAUUGUUGGCAAUUUGAGCUAGCCGUAGAACCCAGCACUACCCGAAUGUUCUGGAUGUCAUGAGUUCAAUCCAUGGAUGCUGUGUGAUUCACCAGUCUACCAUUGCACAAGGCUAUUGAUUCUCUCCCCUGUUGGCACCCACCAAUUGAGACAGCAGCAGCUUAUUUUUGUCCUGGUUGAAUUUGUCAAUGACCAAGAUGUUGGCAGGGCGGGGCUUGUCAGCCAACACAGCCUCCUAUGAAAGGAAUUAACAUUACUUAUAAUCUAUAGCUCUGGCGUCACUGCUGCAGCUAAAUUUAGCAUUCACCUUGGCUUAUAAUUUCAGCUCAGAUUUUGUACUUAAGGCACGGCCUUACAAUCAAUAUCCACCUGAAAUUACUGUGUUUUAACUUUAAGCUUUGAACAACAGCAUCAAAUCCUUCUCAAGCACUGUACACUUAACCAAAACUUUUUUUAUUGUACAAAAACUAGUGAAAGAGAUUGUUCCAGUAUUCCUUUAGUUUGGCAGACUGUUUACUUUAUGUUAGUAGUGAAAGUUUGUGACAUGCUGAUGGUAGAGGCUGUUUUAUACAAGCUGGUGGUAGAGGAUGUUUGAUACAUGCUGGUGGUAGAGGAUGUUUGAUACAUGCUGGUGGUAGAGGCUGUUUGAUGUGAAAGUUUGGUACAUGCUGGUGGUAGAGGCUGUUUGAUACAUGCUGGUGGUAGAGGCUGUUUGAUGUGAAAGUUUGGUACAUGCUGGUGGUAGAGGCUGUUUGAUACAUGCUGGUGUUAGAGGCUGUUUUAUGUGAAAGUUUGGUACAUGCUGGUGGUAGAGGCUAUUUGAUACAUGCUGGUGGUAGAGGAUGUUUGAUGUGAAAGUUUGGUACAUGCUGGUGGUAGAGGAUGUUUGAUACAUGCUGGUGGUAGAGGAUGUUUGAUGUGAAAGUUUGGUACAUGCUGGUGGUAGAGGCUGUUUGAUACAUGCUGGCGGUAGAGACUGUUUGAUACAUGCUGGUGGUAGAGGCUGUUUGAUACAUGCUGGUGGUAGAGGAUGUUUGAUACAUGCUGGUGGUAGAGGAUGUUUGAUGUGAAAGUUUGAUACAUGCUGGUGGUAGAGGAUGUUUGAUACAUGUUGGUGGUAGAGGAUGUUUGAUACAUGCUGGUGGUAGAGGCUGUUUGAUGUGAAAGUUUGAUACAGGCUGGUGGUAGAGGAUGUUUGAUGUGAAAGUUUGAUACAGGCUGGUGGUAGAGGCUGUUUGAUGUGAAAGUUUGAUACAGGCUGGUGGUAGAGGAUGUUUGAUGUGAAAGUUUGAUACAGGCUGGUGGUAGAGGAUGUUUGAUGUGAAAGUUUGAUACAGGCUGGUGGUAGAGGCUGUUUGAUGUGAAAGUUUGAUACAGGCUGGUGGUAGAGGAUGUUUGAUGUGAAAGUUUGAUACAUGCUGUCGUAGCUUGACUUGAUGUGUUUCUCCACGCCAUCUGAAGAAAGAUCAAUGCAUGAAUCAAUGACUGUUUAUUACACCAGAACAAAGAUUGCACACGCAGGAACAUAGUUUAUCCAUGGAACAAAGAGGCAGUUUAUCCCAAUCAAUAUUCACUUUAAUUAGCUGCCUCACUGCCUUGUCUUGUACAGUCUUGUUUGGGUUUUUAAAAAAAAUCUAAAUAGAUGGGGUCAUAGUGCCAAUUCAGGCAUUCAACCAAAAACAUAUUGCUUGAUUAUUUUCUUUUUGGUUGAGUUUUCUUUCCAUAACAUUUUAUUAUACAUUUGGCUAUACUUCAAUGUAUUUGUUGGUGGUCUGUUGGCUGUAAUGUAUUUGUUGGUGGUCUGUUGGCUGUAAUGUAUUUGUUGGUGGUCUGUUGGCUGUAAUGUAUUUGUUGGUGGUCUGUUGGCUGUAAUGUAUUUGUUGGUGGUCUGUUGGCUGUAAUGUAUUUGUUGGUGGUCUGUUGGCUGUAAUGUAUUUGUUGGUGGUCUGUUGGCUGUAAUGUAUUUGUUGGUGGUCUGUUGGCUGGUACAUGCCUUGUAUAGAUGGUUGAGAUGAAUACUGACCACUAACUGUUGGUCAGCGGAUACAUGGUUGAGAUGAAUACAUUACAAAAUUUAAAAACAAAUUAGAUUUAUGAUUUGUUUUAGGUACCUGGUUGGUCUGUGUUUAUUAAUUUGUUAUUUACUUGUUACUCAGUUACUGUAAAAGAAAAGAUUAAAUAAUACCCUAUUUUUGUCAUUUACUGAUUGAGCUAACUAACAGCACCAAUGUUUUGCCAUAACAGGACCAAUGUUUUGCCAUAACAGGACCAAUGUUUUGCCAUAACAGGACCAAUGUUUUGCCAUAACAGCACCAAUGUUUUGCCAUAUUUGACUGAGUACAAAUGAGAGAACAAUCUGUGAUACAUGUAAAUCUGUGUGACCUUGUAUCACCAGAGAACCAUUAAAGAAUUCUAAUAGUAAAAACUCCACCCACUAGUAAAAACUCCACCCACUAGUAAAAACUCCACCCACAAGUAAAACCUCCACCCACUAGUAGACUUGAGCAAACAUGAUCCCCCUGUAAUAGUAAGUCACCUGUGUUUUUACAGGCUUUUAAGUCACAUCAGCUGCUUUUGGUCAAAUUUUGGAAGGUUAUCUUGACCCAAUUUUACUGGGGUAUUUCUAUUCAAAUGUGAUUAAAUACAUAUCUUGUGACACUACAAGAAUAUCUCAUCUUCAAUCAAUAGGAUAUUCAACUAGCCAUAAAAAUGCAGUUUAAGAUAACAGUAUUUUAUAGGAACUGAAUGAAUCCGUAAACCUGGUGAGCUGGUGUUAACAUUAAAUAUUGUUUAGAGUUACAAAAUGUAAAACUGAGACUGUCAUUGAUAAACAGAAUCCAGGUUCAAAAACAAGUUUGACAGCUGCAAUAUUUUUGUUUUGUAAGGUCCUUGAUGUUUUUUAUACGCUUUAGUUUUUACCUAUAGGUGGGUUUCAUUCAAAUAAAGUAUUAAAAUGUAUUCUUUGAUUAGAUGUCAAAGGUUGCAAGAUUUUCUACAUAAAAAAUGGAUGAUGUUUGACAAUUUAUUGUUUGCUUAAUUCUCUUCAAAUCAGACAGUUUUAGGUCAUUUUAUAAAACAUCUAAAGAAUCAAUUAGUUAGCUCUUAAAUUGGGUGUAUUUUCUUUUCAUUGAACAUAAAUUGUAUUAACUCAUUGGAAUGUGAAUUGACUUGCGCGUCACCUCUUACUCAGUCACUUCUAUUCAUGUGUUUAUUUGACUUGUACAUAAAUAAAGUAACUUUUUAAAUUUA
Messenger RNA from Physella acuta, 6310 nucleotides. RefSeq names its product centrosomal protein of 76 kDa. The record is from RefSeq and is a predicted model, not a curated record. Gene Ontology annotation, cellular component: centriole. NCBI's taxonomy places the organism in Eukaryota, Metazoa, Mollusca, Gastropoda, Physidae. Gene Ontology annotation, biological process: regulation of centriole replication.